Messenger RNA from Mugil cephalus (flathead mullet), 5297 nucleotides. RefSeq names its product starch binding domain 1 (gene stbd1). Gene Ontology annotation, molecular function: starch binding. Bases 147 to 3128 code for a protein of 993 amino acids. Lineage: Eukaryota; Metazoa; Chordata; Actinopteri; Mugiliformes; Mugilidae. The transcript is spliced from 3 exons. Gene Ontology annotation, cellular component: membrane. The record is from RefSeq and is a predicted model, not a curated record.
GUCACUACACUUUGAAUCGUGGAGGGGGUCGGGUAGUCCACAGCACAGCAGCGACAUCCUGCAGCAGGGCCUUCACACGCAUAGACUACACUACAGCACACCACGCCACACCACCGCGGGGCUUGUUGUUUUGUCCACAGGCUGCGAUGUCGCCGAAGAACGCCGUGGCUGCUGAGAGGCGCAUGGACCUGGCCUCUCUCUUCUGCAUGAUCGGGCGCCACGGUCCCGCCGUGGCUCUGGCCAUCAUAGCGUUGGUGUCCGUGCUGGCGGGCUUCAUCAUCUACCGGACGGUGAGAGGGAAGCGGAGGAAGGCCACGUACGAAGCCGCCGAGAGUGACAGCAAGAGCCCCGCAGAGGACGGAGACGUGCCGCUGGUUGAGACGGAACAGGAGCGGAGCAGGAGCGCGGAGGAUCCACGCAGCCCCGCGGAGUCAACAGAUGUGAGUGAUAAAGGCUCAUCUGAUGUGAAAGAGGAUGCUGGUCGAAUUCUGAGUGACCUCAAAGUCAGGCAUCGCCGCACUGCUGCCAACAAGAAACCUCCUCCUUACUGUUCUGAGAGUAUCUCAGUGCCAGGCAACAAGGACAACACUCCAACUGUUCACGACUGUUACGAAGAAGCAAAGGCAUAUACAGAGGAGGCAAAUCAGAGCCUGCAAAGUGAAGAAGAAAUGAUGAAGAAUGCUGAAGAUGACCAUGAUAGCUGUAUGACAGCUAGGCUGGUUUCCAGUGACAGCCACAAAGAAGAGGAGAAGGUGCUGAAAGAUAAAUGCCAAGGAAGUAAGAGUGUGACAACAGACAAAGACGUUUCAGAUGAGAAAACCAAUCAAGUGGAGGGAAAUACUGAGUGUGUCUCAAACAGUCUGGUGUGCUUUGAGCAAAACGUUCACUUGAGUGAAAACAGAGAUGACAGACCACAAGUUCAGGAAACCACACCAGAUAACCAUGACAUGGAGUCCAACUUGGAACAUCCUGUCAUUCCUAUCAAAGAUGUCUCUAUUGUCUGUAAUAACAAAGAUGUAGAAAUUGAGGAAAACGGUCACCAUCUAGAGGAUAUUGAUUACUCAGAUGUUUGCGGCAGUAAUUGCCUCUCUACAGGUGACGAAACUAAUCGUCACCAAGACCAACGUGACGAUGUGAAGGAUGAGAUGAUUUUGCCCAUUCAGGAAGGUGAUCGGAGUAAUGACCAUGGUGGAAUUGGUGAAGUGACUGCAGAUGAUGAAGGCCAAUCGAAUAAUCUUACAGCUGUCGAAUUCAACAGCCAGCCACUACAGACUGACAAGCAACAACUGCAGCCUGAACAACAAAAUGAAAAUGGCCAUACCUGCAAUCAACAGGAUGAUGUGAACAGGAAAAUGCUAACGUCCUCUGGUGAGGAACAUGAGAGUCCAAGUGUGUUACUCACAUCUCCUCUGCCGUGUUUGAACCAGCUAGAAAAGAUUGAUAAUGUAGGCGAUUGUCAGUUUGGAGCAACAGCUAAUGCAAAACCUGAAAUCUCAGGCACCAUGGAUUUCCCUGAUUUGUCAUUGGACUAUCAACAGCCCCAAAGUGAAAUGAAAGAAGGCGUCAAUGUCGCAAAUUUGGAUAUAGGCACGGAUCUUAAUAUUGUUGUCUCUGACCCAUCAUCUCUUAAGGAAGAAUUUGAGAGUGAAAAGAAUGGCACAAUUGUAGCUAAAGAUAGUGUGGAGUGCCUUGUGUCUUCUUGUUACGAAGAACAACAAAGUAAUGUCAUGGAGAACAUUGAAAGAAUUGAUUCCCCUCCCGAUGCCCCCGUUUGUGACGAGGUUGGCUUUACGGCAUCUGUGAUCUCUGCUGACGUAUGUGAUCCUAACAUGUCACCUUCCCUCCAAGACACACAAAGCAACCAAACGCAUAAUAAUGCAGAUUUCACCAAGGUUACCAAUACCAAUCAGGAAAUGCCUGUCGAAGUGGCCGAGAGCAUUGAACCUCAAAAGUGUCAUAUUCACUUGCCGUCAUUUGAGCAAACUGAUCUGACCUGGUCGUCGACUGGUCUUGGUGAAGAGAGUGGGAUUUCAAGCAUGACUGUCAGCCCUGACUUGCAAGAUGCCGGUGAUGACUUUGCCAUCACCCCUAAAAAGGUGGUGCUCCCAUUAAUGUAUCAUAAUCCACAGUCAGAAGAACCAACUGAAAGUCAGGACAGCCUCUUUGCUGAUGAUGUAGCUGUGAUUAAUGAAGAUUCAGUAGGUGUGGCUUUUGGGUCCUGUGCAUCAGGUUUUUCGCAGCAACCCCACAGUGACAAUACAGACUGUGUUAGUGACAAGUCAUUUUUGACCAAUGAGGACAUUUUUGGCCAUGCGAUUGAAGAUAGUUACCACAGAGAGAUGGACCAGUUUAUGGAGCAGAUGGUAGAUAAUGUUGCCUUAACCGAUGAGAUGAAAAAGGAGGCAGGCAUAAAAGUUGACAUUGAGGUCGUAGAAAUUAAAGAGAAGGUGCAAAUGCAGAGAGAUACGAAAACCACUGUUAAGGUUGCAGGAAUUAAAGAGAAGAAGGAAGGAACAGAGGAGGAGGAAGAAGAGGAAACUGAAAAGACUGAAAUCAGUAUCAUGGAGGCAACUAUGGAUAAUAAUGAAUGGAUCACAGAUGGUAACUGCCAAGUCCUUCCCUGGAUGAACCUUUCUGUACCAGCUUUUGCGCAAAACCACGCAAAAUCUGAACCACUUCCCAGUGAAGAGCAGCAAAACAGCACUUCUGUCGCAGAUUUUCCUUGCGAAGAUGUCCCACCAACCACUGAAGUCAGACAACCCGAGUCUCUCGCCACUGUUGAUGAAAGCACAGAAAGUAACAAAAGGGUUGUGGCAGUGCAGCCCAUGCCCCAGAACGUUAACGUGACCUUCCGCAUCCACUAUCUCACCCAGUCGCCGUACCAGAAGGUGGCCAUUACAGGGAACCAACAGGAACUAGGGAACUGGAAGGACUUCAUUCCACUAGAAAGAGACGGGGAUGGGCACUGGUCCACCGUGGUCAGCCUGCCUGCAGAGAGCCAUGUGGAGUGGAAGUUUGUGGUGGUGGAUAAGGGUGCAGUUUGUCGCUGGGAGGAGUGUGGCAACCGCCUCCUGGAUACAGGCUAUGGAGACGAGCUGCUGGUGCAUAAAUGGUGGGGAACACUGUAAGAAGGUAUUAGAGGAAAAGGCUGAAGGUUAAGGGAAGAUUUAAAGUGGAAUAAACAGUACGCUGUGGAACUGGAUACUGGACCAGGUAAAGUCAAGUUAAUUUGUUCUUCAGUAAAUUCUAUAUAUGUUAAUUUGGGGGUCAAAAUACAUAGGUAGGUCUACCAUUGAAACUGGGCUGAAUUUGGUUUAAAGAAACUUUUUUUAUGUUAAGAUAUAUUGACUUAGUUAUUAUAGAAAAGAACAUAUAUUGAAACGUGAGGAUUUCCUUUGUUUUUCUCAAUGUCAUGUACUAGUAAAUUGAAUUCCGUUGACUUCUGCAACUGAAAUUAUCUAGAGAAUUCUUUUAUUUUCUGGAAGUAACACCAACAUAACACAUGCUGAGACAUGACAAGGCAACAAAUAUUAAGUUAGGUUAGUCAUAGAUUUAUAAAAAUAUUUUAUUUUCAACCAUAUUUAGCCCAGUUUAAUCCUAGAUCCAUAUGUUGAUGACAUUUUUGACUGGAUAAAUGUCAAACAGACUCUAGAGAUGGAACGGCUAUCCGAUGGGACUUUUCUUCAGACGACUGCCUUCUAUUAUCCUGCGAUUAAGUGGAUCUUUCAGGGAACUGGAAAGAUUACCAUCAAAAGGCAGCGCUAUGUAAAAUGUCUUCCCCCUUAUUUCCUUGUGGCUGUACCUUUGAUUAUGCCAACUGCACCCUCUUGAAAGCAGGUGAUUCAAUGCAAGUGUUUAAUAUGUACCAAUGGAGAAUUUUAUUAUGAUACUGUCUGUAUGCUGCUCGAAUACUCCCCAAACAGUCUAUGAGUAUAAAUGCACAUAGUUCACUUUUACUACAGCAAUAAUUAAAAGCAAUAAUUGUUCUGUAUAUUGUAUGACUGGUGUUUCAUCAGGUACUCUAAUGUGUCAACCACUAAACUGUGAUAGAGUUGUAACUUUGAUGCUGCUUUUAUCUUGUGGGCCUCUGUGCAUGCAAACAUCGACCCACUGUUGUUCUAUGAAUGUGCCUUUUAAACAUCAUUUUCUAUUACGGUGUUGUAACGCAUCAAAAAGUGUCUGAAGGCCACAUUCUUCUUUAAUGAAUUACCCUUUUUUUUUAGUUAGUUAAUUGGUUUCACUUCUCAGUCUGUGUAGACUAUAUUCUCUGUGUCGAAUAUCUUAAUAUGCAAUAUUGUGAUGAUGACAUUACUCUUGGAUGUUAUUGAAUAAACUAAUCUUCUAAAUCUCUCAAAGCUGGGAGUAUGAUUCUCAUACAAGUGAACAACAUUUUUCCAGAGAUCCAGUCAAUGCACAUAAGACCUGACCUCAACUUUUUUUGUGUCCCUGCCAGAAAAUGUGUAGUUUUCUGCAACCUAACCUUCGUUUCAUUAUUUAAUUCAACUAUUGCCACCUAAUUUCACAUUUCUGUCAAACUUCUGUGCUUUUGAAGCGCUGGUGCACUAACUCUAUUCAGGAGUUGAACUCCAUUUGUCAAUCUCCGUGUUGCUUUCUCAGCCGAGAACAGCAUGAGACCAAGAUGUGCUUUACUGUCUGAAUUUCUGCAAAUCAUUUAGUGUUGCAGACUGUGAAGGUGAGAUGUGACUGUUCUGUGAGACGAUGCUCUAAAAAACAAAAAGUCUUUGAACGAAUACCUAAACCUCCUGUCUAUUUAUAUUUCUGUUAUUCAAACCAAAAGCCGACUGUGACCUUGUUUUGAGUCCAGCUGGCUGAGAAGUGGCCCAUGCAGGGAGAGCAUCAUUAGCGGGCGCAUUUUCGUGCCAGCUUGUCAGCUCCACUCAGCUCAGUCCUGAAGGUGUGUCCAGUGUAUCUGAGAGGGGGAAAAAAAAAAAAAAAAAAAAAAAGUGCUCUUUAUCUUCCAGUUUAGGAACAUUGUGGACGGGAACAAGCACACACUCACAUAAAAAAAAAAAAAAAAAAAAAAAAAAAGUAGCUUUUUAGUCAGAUCUGUAAAUAAUUCAACAGCACUGCAGAGAGUGGGUAGGUUUUUAGAGGUCAUUCAAGAAGUAUAAAACCACCCCAAAAGCAGGGCUCAGACUGUACGGGCAGGUGAGUUACAGAGAUGUUGGCAGCCCAGCAAAUUCAGAGAAAGACAUGCGCAGUGAUGAUGGCUCCCAAAGUUUAAUGAAAAAGGAGGCUUGAAAGAAAUAAAUUACUAUAAUAUAUUAAAAAAAAAA